Molecule: messenger RNA, 4058 nt
Organism: Nannospalax galili (Upper Galilee mountains blind mole rat)
Lineage: Eukaryota; Metazoa; Chordata; Mammalia; Rodentia; Spalacidae
Gene: Prickle1
Product: prickle planar cell polarity protein 1
Exons: 8
Coding region: 177-2639 (820 amino acids)
Molecular function (GO): zinc ion binding
Source: RefSeq, a predicted model, not a curated record
CCGCCCCCAGCCUGUGGUGGCCGCACCUUCCUCGCGCUGGGGGCCCAGCGGGAGUCGCCAGCACCUGAGGACAGGGAGCGCUCCGCGGCCCCGGGGUCCGGGCCGAGCUCUGCGGGGAUGGAGCGGGAACGCAGCUGUUAUCCGAUGCCCUGUGACUGACAAGCUUUAUUAUUACUAUGCCGUUGGAGAUGGAGCCCAAAAUGAGCAAACUGGCCUUUGGGUGUCAGAGAAGUUCCACAUCAGACGAUGACUCUGGCUGUGCACUGGAGGAGUAUGCCUGGGUCCCACCAGGCCUCCGGCCAGAGCAGAUCCAGCUCUACUUUGCGUGCUUGCCAGAGGACAAGGUUCCUUAUGUAAACAGCCCCGGAGAGAAGCACCGGAUCAAACAGCUUUUGUACCAGUUGCCACCACAUGAUAAUGAGGUUCGGUACUGCCAGGCUUUGAGCGAAGAGGAGAAAAAAGAGUUGCAGGUGUUCAGUGCUCAAAGGAAGAAAGAAGCUCUCGGAAGAGGAACAAUUAAACUCCUGUCCAGGGCCGUGAUGCACGCAGUGUGUGAGCAGUGUGGGUUGAAGCUCAGCGGAGGGGAAGUGGCAGUAUUCGCCUCCCGCGCGGGCCCUGGAGUGUGCUGGCAUCCAUCCUGUUUCAUCUGCUUCACGUGUCAUGAGCUACUGGUCGACCUCAUCUAUUUUUAUCAGGAUGGAAAAAUUCACUGUGGCAGGCACCAUGCGGAACUUCUCAAGCCACGGUGCUCAGCAUGUGAUGAGAUCAUCUUUGCUGAUGAGUGCACAGAAGCUGAGGGGCGCCACUGGCACAUGAAACACUUCUGCUGCCUCGAGUGUGAGACCGUCUUGGGAGGACAGAGGUACAUCAUGAAGGAUGGCCGCCCCUUCUGCUGUGGCUGCUUCGAGUCUCUCUAUGCUGAGUACUGUGAAACCUGCGGGGAGCAUAUCGGGGUGGACCAUGCACAGAUGACCUAUGGUGGGCAGCACUGGCACGCCACAGAGGCCUGCUUUUCCUGUGCCCAGUGUAAGGCUUCUUUGUUGGGCUGCCCCUUUCUUCCUAAACAAGGUCAGAUUUAUUGCUCAAAGACCUGCAGCCUCGGGGAAGACAUGCAUGCCUCUGAUUCCUCCGACUCUGCGUUCCAGUCAGCCCGAUCCAGAGACUCCAGAAGGAGUGUCCGGAUGGGCAAAAGCAGUCGCUCGGCAGAUCAGUGCAGACAGUCUCUGCUCUUGUCACCUGCUCUGAACUACAAGUUUCCGGGUCUGUCCGGCAAAGCAGAUGACACCCUUUCUCAGAAGCUGGAUGACCUGAGUCUCUCCAGGCAGGGAGCAGGUUUUGCCGAUGAGGAAUUCUGGAAAGGCAGAGUAGAGCAAGAAGCCGCCGAAGACCCUGAAGAAUGGGCUGAGCACGAAGAUUACAUGACACAGCUUCUCCUCAAGUUUGGGGAUAAAAGCCUCUUUCAGCAGCAGCCCAGUGAGGUAGAUAUUAGAGCCAGUGAGCACUGGAUACCUGACAACAUGGUGAAAAGUAAGCCCGAGUUAAAACAAAAUCACCAGAGCCUCGCAAGUAAAAAGUACCAGUCUGAUAUGUACUGGGCCCAGUCACAGGAUGGGCUGGGUGACUCUGCCUACGGCAGCCACCCAGGUCCUGCCAGCAGCCGAAGGCUGCAGGAACUCGACCUGGACCAUGGUGCUGCCGGAUACAGUCACAACCAAACCCAGUGGUAUGAAGAUUCCCUGGAGUGUUUAUCUGACCUGAAACCAGAACAGAGUGUUCGGGAUUCUAUGGAUUCUCUGGCUUUGUCCAAUAUUACAGCAGCGUCGGUGGACGCUGAGAACAAGCCAAGGCCGGCGCUAUAUCCGCUGCAAACCUUCGAAGAGAUGGAAGCCGAGGGCUGCGAGAAGACGAGCAACAUGGGAACGCUCAACUCUUCCAUGCUACACAGGAGCGCCGAGUCCCUGAAGAGCCUGAGUUCUGAGCUGUGUCCGGAAGGACCCGGGCCCGAGAAGCCGCUACACCUGCCGGCGCUCAGACGGUCCAAGUCCCAGUCCAGGCCACAGCAGGUCAAGUUUUCCGACGACGUUGUCGACCGCGGCAGCUACGAGGCCGUGGAGGUCCGGCAGCCUCCACUGAGCGAGCGGACUCGGAGGCGUGUCUACCAAGUGGAGGAGCGGGGAUCCCGGCCUCCCCGCCGCCGCCGCAGCCGCAGGUCGCGCUCUGACAACGCCUUGAACCUGCUGGCGGACCGGAAGUGCUCCCCGCGGGACCGACCGUGGCUCCGCGCCCCUGCCGACUACGAGGCGUUUGUCCAGAGUCAGGGGGCUCGGGCGCGCAUGCAGAGCGGCCGCUUCGCCCCGGCCGUACCUGGUUACGCCCUGCAGAGCCCAGGAAUGAACAGGUUUCUGGGGCUGUACGAGGACGACGACUCCUGGUGUUCAUCCUCAUCGUCCUCCGACUCGGAGGAAGAAGGCUAUUUCCUCGGACAGCCCAUCCCACAGCCCCGGCCACAGAGAUUCGCCUACUACCCAGAGGACCUUCCUCGCCCAGCGUCCGCACUGCCCACCCCACAGUUUACUCAGAGGAUGACGAAACCCAAGAGGAAGAAGGGACACAAGGGCAAAAACUGCAUUAUUUCUUAACCAAGUACAUGGACAUGAUUGGCUUAGAACUUAACCAUUUAGCCUGGACUCUCACCUUUUUUCUUCCUUAGGAAAGUUGCUUAAAUAGUUUAAAGUGCUUUCUUGGCCCGUGUAAACGAGAACCCUACUGCUGUUUACAGUGUCACAUUACCAUUUGAAAGGUGUGGUUCCUCAGUUUACCUUCUUAGAUGGUGCCAGAGUGACACAACGUCUUCUGCCUGUGGCAGGUACACCUGACAGUUUCGGACAGCUACUCUGGUCUCCAGUCCGUAAGAGAAUAUUCCAGAAACUGUCACAAGGUGGUUGGAUAGACUGCCAUCUUAGACGAUGGACAGCACCAGCCACCUCUGUAAAGCAAUAGUGCUUGUCAUGACUUCAGCCAGGUUGGCAGGUCCUGAUCGGUGUCUUAUGAGGCAUGCACGUCACCAGACGACGACCUAGCUACCACUGUGCAUCCUAUGUGUGAGGCAACCUUGUCCCCUUCAGCCCCGAGUAGCCAGGUAAACAUUGUAUUAGUUCCAGCUACAGAUUGAAAAAAAUGCUAUUUAUAAUGUAGUAUUUCAUAGACUUAAGUAUAUUCCUAAUUUAACGGUGCAAAUAUUAAUGUAUAUACUGUAUAUUUCAGAUUUUAAACCUGAUAUUUUUAUAUCCCUGAAUUGCAAGAUAUUUGCUACACUGCCAUGCUAGAUUUGUUAGGAAAUCAGAAACAGCAUUUAUGGAUGAGAUAAUUGCUUGUAUUUUAGUCAGGGUUUAUAAGUUUAGACAGUCAACUCUAUAUUGCCUAGUGAUAGAAAGUUGUUUUUCUCCCUCUCCAAUAUUGAAAAAGGCUCUGUAUGCAUGGUGGGGCUAUGUAAAUACUUGUUACUAGGGCCCUGUUAAUCUUACAAGUGAUAUUUAUGGGUCAAGCAAUGUAAACUGUAUAAAUGUAAAAAUGGACAAACCCCACACACCUUGGGAAUAUACAGUGAAACCACGAGCAGCUGUCUGGGUGUUUCUACCUGUGGCAGGCGGAGGUCAUGCCAGCAGGUGAUGAGCCCAGAUUACAAAGAUGAGCUUCCUGUGGCAAAGCCCACGCAGACUUACUAUGUGAAGAGAGGGUAUGCUUUUUUUCCCUUCCCCUAAGCUAACUGUUGGCCUUUAAAAGCAUCUGUUGGCCUUUAAAAGCAUUUUUGAAAACUGGGUUUCCAUUUAACACUUUUCUUUUAAAAAUCAACAAAAAUGUGGUGCCACCGAGUACUUCAAGUUUAUGAGGCUCUGGUUCAAAGGACAGUUAUGCUGGAUGUGAGCUAAGGAGCAGAGAGUCUGGUCUGUGCUGAUCUUGCAUCUACAUCUCAGUCCUAACUAAAGCUCCUGGUGGUGUCCUGAGCCUUUCAGAGACGUAUUUAAUAAAAGCCUAAUAAAUAAGAAACUACCUUUCUG